Messenger RNA from Equus quagga, 588 nucleotides. It is a transcript of the gene CFAP107, whose product is annotated as cilia and flagella associated protein 107. The coding region runs from base 1 to 588 and encodes 195 amino acids. The transcript has 4 exons. Lineage: Eukaryota; Metazoa; Chordata; Mammalia; Perissodactyla; Equidae. The record is from RefSeq and is a predicted model, not a curated record.
AUGCAGCUGUUGACUGCAGUAAGUCCGCAGUCACUCUCGACUCCAAGCUGGAAGAUCGAGACCAAGUAUUCAACCAGAGUGCUCAUUGGAAACUGGGUGGAAGAGAGGAGGAAGUUCACCAAAGCCACGGAGAAAACACCCCAGUGCAUUUACAGAAAAGAGUACGUGCCCUUCCCGGGCCACAGACCGGACCAGAUCUCCAGGUGGUACGGCAAGAGGAGAAUUGAGGGGCUCCCGUACAAACACCUGAUCACCCACCACCAAGAGCCCUCGCACUGCCAUCUGAUCAGCACGUACGAUGACCAUUACAACCGGCAUAAUUAUAACCCGGGCCUGCCCCCACGCCGCACCUGGAAUGGACACAAGUUGCUGUGGCUCCCAGAGAAAGCCGACUUCCCCCUUCUCGCUCCCCCUACGAACUACGGACUCCACGAGCGGCUGAAGCAGAGAUGGCUCAAACCCGUGGCUGGCCCGAGGGAGCCUGUUUACAUCUCCUCCUACCCCAGACCACCUUUGUGUGCCUUGUCACAGCGGGAGCAUGCCAUCCCGGUCCCCCCCCCUCGCCUGCACCCUGUCCCACACUUCUGA